Messenger RNA from Larimichthys crocea (large yellow croaker), 1243 nucleotides. It is a transcript of the gene dync2li1, whose product is annotated as dynein, cytoplasmic 2, light intermediate chain 1. Gene Ontology annotation, biological process: intraciliary retrograde transport; intraciliary transport involved in cilium assembly. The record is from RefSeq and is a predicted model, not a curated record. Gene Ontology annotation, cellular component: axoneme; cytoplasmic dynein complex; ciliary basal body. Lineage: Eukaryota; Metazoa; Chordata; Actinopteri; Sciaenidae. The coding region runs from base 101 to 1183 and encodes 360 amino acids. Gene Ontology annotation, molecular function: dynein heavy chain binding. The transcript is spliced from 13 exons.
AUUACAUCAUCGUCUCGCGCCGUUACUCUGGCAACGCUUGUAACCGUUACCCUCAGCCGUUUAGCUAGCUCGUCAACUUUGCUCGUAAAUAUCAGAUUUGAUGCCAAAAAUAAGCUCGGACACGCUAUGGGAGCAGGCUGCGGAGGAGGUCCGCAGUCGGGAGACUGAAGGCGGGGAGGAGGAAGGAGGAGAGCCGGUCAGUGAGAGGAGCGUGUUUCUGACGGGGAGCAAAGCUGCGGGUAAAACGUCCAUUCUCCUCAGGUGCCUCGACAGAGAUGAACCAUCCAAGCCGACUCUGGCACUGGAGUACACAUUCGGUAGACGGGCUCGAGGACACAACACACCUAAAGACAUAGCCCACAUAUGGGAGCUGGGAGGGGGGACCUCUUUGUCAGACCUGGUCCAGAUCCCCAUCACUCCUGUCAGCAUCAGGUCGCUCUCUGUCAUCCUCAUUCUGGACCUGUCAAAACCCAACACCCUGUGGGAAACCAUGGAGAAACUGCUGCAGGCAGCACAAGCUCAGGUGGAAAAAAUCUCUUCUAAGGCACAACAAGCACAGAAGGCCAAAUCUGGAGCCAAACACCAGACAGCUGUCCAGUCAGCAGCACGUGUCUUAGCCAAAGACUAUCCUGACAGAGAGCUGAUCAGUCCCUUUCCUGUUCCUCUGCUCAUCAUUGGCAGCAAAUACGACAUCUUUCAGGAAUUUGACUCUGACAAGCGGAAAGUGGUCAGUAAAACGCUGCGUUUCGUUGCUCACUACUAUGCGGCCUCUCUUAUUUUCACAAGCAUCAAGUCGGAAAGCUUGAUGUCAAAAACCAAAAGCUUCUUCUCCCACUUGGCCUUUGGUCUGGACAGAGGGAAAACUAUGUCCUGUGACUCCACCAAACCUCUCAUCAUCCCAGCAGGCUCUGACUCUUUCAGCCAAAUAGGGUCUCCUCCUACUACUGAUGUGGACAUAACUUCUCUGCAUGCCAAAAACCCAAAGGACCUCUGGAAGAAAGUCUACGAGCGUGUCUUUCCCCAAGAGAAUACCAGUGAGCAGCGGGAACUAAAGGAUCCAGCCAAAGACCCACAGUACAGUGAACCUCAGAUUGAUGCCAUGAGAGCCCAGAAAGACCAGGAGUUGGAUCAGUAUAAGAGGAACGCAGCUAAGUCAUGGAAAGGACUGGAGCUGGAGACAUGAGAGAUAAUCAUCUUUAUAGUCACAAACACACACAAACACACACCACCUAUCAAUGUAAAU